Molecule: messenger RNA, 1162 nt
Organism: Paramecium sonneborni
Lineage: Eukaryota; Ciliophora; Oligohymenophorea; Peniculida; Parameciidae
Source: the annotation of a GenBank genome assembly
AUGUCGAGAAUAAUAAAGCAAUCCUUGUGUUAAAUUUAAUAAUCAAGAUAAUAGACUUAAAUAAUUCUAAACUCUUCUUAAUUCCUAGUAAAUCACCAUAAAAUACUGAGCAUAAAGAAUUCUUACUUUGUUAAUCCAUUUCAAGUUAAACAUCUGAUUUUUGUCCUUCCAAUCAAUUCAAAGUUUAAUUAUAGUAAAUAUAACAAAAAGGACUUGAACGUUUCAAACUAUAUGAAGAAGAAAAAAAAUUAUUUCAAGAAGAAAAAAAAUAAUUAAUCUCAAGAAUUUAAUAAUUAGAAUUACAAGUUUAUGAAUUCACAAAAAAAAAAGAAGCAUUAAAUCAAUCAUUUGGUUGAUAUGCUACUAAUAAUUUUGUUUAUAUAUAUAUAAAUAUAUAAUUUAUAAUAAUAAAUAUUUUAAUUAGAGUCUAAUAAAUAGAGAGGUAAUAGCACAUAAUUCAUUAAAGAAUUAGAAAACAAAAUUAUAAUGCUUUAAAAAUUAAAUGAAAAUUUAAAUUAAGAUAAUCAAAAAUUAUAAAAAAUAAUUAAUGUUGAAUAACUUAGGUAAGAGAGGGAUUUAUAAUGUAAAAACUUAUAAGAUUUAGAGAUUCAAUAUGAGAAUUUUUUAAAAUAAUUUGAAUAGUUUGAUUGUAAGAAAUUAGAGGAGUUAGAAUAAAUGAAUUAAGAAAAUAAGAUAGAAAAUUUGGUAAUAGAUUUAGAGGAUAAGAUUACUGGUUUAAUAAUAGAGAAUGAGAAAUUGAUUUAAUAGAUUCAAGAAGAAAUGAAAUUAGAUUAGAAUGUGGAAUAAAUGUAGUUAGAAUUGCAAUAAUAGUAGAUUGCAUAUUAGAAGUUAAAACAUGAAGAAGUUUAAUAUAGAUUUAAAUAUGAUACAGCAAUUUAUGAUGAGAAAGUAAGUAAAAGAGAGAAACCUAAUGAAAAUAAAGAGAAAGUGAUUGAAAAUGUAUUCAAUAUAAAUAAAUACUAAAAUAGAUAAAAAAUUUAGAAGAAGAGAAUAUAAAAUUAAGAGAACUAUUGAAAGAGAUAGAUUGUGAUGAAGAAAUUAAGGAUUUAGAGGAUAGAGUAUAUAAUAAAUAAUAUAAUAUUAGAUUCGUGUAAUUGCAUAGGAUAAUAGAAAAUUGGAGAUAUAAUUGUUACAGAAAUGA